ACUUUUGAAGAUUUACGAGUGUUUUCGUUUAUUUGUGACUGAAAACUAUUUUUGAAUUAUCACACUAGACUAUUACAAUAAUUAGGUAGUUUUACACAAUGGGAAGAACUAAGAAGUAUUUGGGCACAAGCACUUCAAGAAAUCCAAAAACAAACACACGUGCUAAGAGAGCGAAGGAAGCUUGGGUUGAACGAAGGAAAAAAGCAACAGAGUCUAUUGAGCCAAUUGCUGAGUGUUCCCAUAUAUUAUACACUGUUGAAGAUAGGGACGAACCUCAAACAGCUACGGAACGUGUGAUUUCAGAUGUGGUGAUGGAUACUAUGGAUACAACAGCCCGCAAUGACAGCCAGAGUGAUACAUCCGACCUCACAUUACUACCUUCGACUUCCACGGGUAAAGGAUACGAGGGUACCGAAUCAUCUAUUACGAGACCAGAAUUAUCACGUAAGGUAUAUCCAGGAGCAAAAAAGCCUACAGCAAGUGCUGCUGCAUCCCGAAGUGAAUUUGGCAUUAUGAGUUCUAUGGAAUAUGAAAGCAUUAUGUCUCAUCAAUUGACGGUGGAAUCUGAAAAUCCGCCACCUGAAGCAAUAACGGGAAACCGAAUUGUGGAAGUUGGGUAUUUUGCACAGCAAAUUAUUAAUGCACAAUACGAACAUAUGAAAAUCUGUACAUUUGGAAAAUUGCAUUUGUAUAAUGAAUACAAUAGGGGAAUGGGAUUGGUGUCCUGUAUAAUCUUAAAGUGUGCAUCAUGUGAUCGUGAAUUUAAAAUAUUCACUGAAAAUCCUAAUAAACAAAGUUCCUCAUUGAUUGAUCAAUCAACAAUGAAUAUAGGGUCUGUGUGGGGAACUAUAGCUUCUGGAGGAUCAUACUCACAUAUGUGCGAAUAUCUUAGCGCAUUAGAUAUUCCUGUAAUGCAUGGUUCUCUGUUUUAUCAACUUGAGGACCAGUUAGGAGAAAUCUGGAAAGAAUCAUUGUGGAAAUCCAUGAAGGCAGCUGGUCUGAAAGAAAAAGAAAAUGCAAUUGCCAAUGGAAAUUUAUGUAAUGACGGCAUUCCAUGGAUAACUGUUUAUUUGGAUGGCUCCUGGAGUAAGCGGUCAUAUGGUCAUAACUACAAUGCACUUUCUGGCAUGGUUGCAAUCAUUGGCAAGUAUACAAAAAAAAUCCUCUAUUUGGGUGUACGCAAUCGAUACUGCUCAGUUUGUGCACGAGGAGAAAACGAAAGUGCAGAUAUCAAGAUGCACCAUUGUUUUAAAAACUGGAACAAAUCUGCUCCAGCUAUGGAAGCUGAUAUGGUGGUGGAGGGAUUUUGCCAAAGUGAAAAUACGCAUGGCGUGCGCUACGGUAAAUUUAUUGCUGAUGGUGAUUCUAGCACAUUCGCUAAAAUUAAAACAAAUGUGCCAUAUGGUAGCACUGUUAAAAAAGUAGAGUGCACAAACCACGCCUUAAAAAAUUAUGGAAAGCAUCUCCAUAAAAUAAAAAGUGAUACCAAAAUUAAUUUAAGUGGAAGAAGAUUAUUGACAGUGGAGAAAAUUAAGCUUUUAACAAAGCGGGCUAAAGCAAGCAUUUAUGAGCAUGCAAACGCUGAGAUGUCUGUGUCUUUUUUGAGAAAAGACUUAGAAAUUGGAUUUCUGCAUGUCUUUGGCGAUCAUAGUAAUUGCAGGGUAAAUAUAUGUAACACUGUAGGCGACGUUUCGAACAAUGCAGUUCCACAGUUAAAAGCGACUUCAAUGUAUGAUCAUAUCAAUGGAGCUUUGGAACUGCUUAUAAGAAAAGCUAAUUUGCUCAUUGAAAAUGAAAAUAAUAAUGCAGCAGAAUGUUUAAUGAAUAUUGUCUCUCGUUUUAAUAUGGGGAAGAGAGUUAAUUUGGUGCAACGUGGAUCAUACGAAAGACGAGUUUAUCUGGCAGCUUUGCGGUACAACAAAGCGUUUGAAUGGCCUAUUAGCCCUUGGAAGAAUGUGACAGGUGCCACAAUUGGUGAAAAUUAUCAACAGUUCAUCAAAACUAAUAUGGCGAUAAAAGAUAGCAAAGUACGGAGGAGAUUGGUCCAGAAAAAAGUUAGUCUCAAAAGGAAGAACAUUGUGAAACCUGUCACAAAGAUAGAUACAACUGCUUAUGGUCCAUCAGCAGAACAACCAGAAGAAGAAGAGCAAAAUAUCGAAGAAGAAUGUCAACGAUUAAUUCAACACUUGCAUGUGGAGGAGAAUGAAAUCCCUGCUAUUGCUGAGGCAACAAUGGGACAAUUUUUUAAUGAUGUGUACAUAAAGUUCAAAGAACGGCGCCUUACUGCAUCAAACUUCGGCAGAGUAGUUAAACGAAGGCCGUACACUCCUUGCCACGGAAUUGUCAAACAAUGCCUGGGGAAAAAUAUUUUUAGCACGGAAGCUACAGAGUAUGGCAUUUCCAAAGAAUCGGUGGCAAUAAAGGCAUUUGAAAAGAAGCAGAGUGUGACUGUAACAAACACUGGAUUGUGGAUACAUAAAGAUUAUGGAUUUUUAGGAGCAUCACCAGAUGGUCUUGUUGGUACAGACGCCAUCGUGGAAGUGAAAUGUCUGUACUCUUGUUCAAAAUUGGAGGAAACUGAUUUGGAAAAAAUAUUACUUUUAAAAAAAAACACCUGUUUGCAACUAAAGGAUGGCAAAAUAUCUUUAAACAGAAGACAUUCUUAUUACUAUCAAGUACAAGGCACCUUGAACAUUACCAAGAGGAGCAAAUGUUAUUUUGUUGUUUAUAUUAACGAUGCAGUUCCACUCUACAUAGAGGAGAUUGAAAUAGACAUUCAUUUUUGGGAACAUGAAAUGGUGCCAAUAUUAUUAACUUUUUACAAAAUGUGUAUUGCCCCAGAAAUUAUAAGAAACAAUAUCGGGAAGGGAAAAAAGUGUGUUGAUCCACAAUACAUAAUAGAUGCGAUAAAAAACCGUGAAGCACAGUUGAUGGAAGCGUGUAAGAAGAAGCGGAAAACCAAAGCAGAAAACCUCGCAGAAAACAAAGAAAACUAAUUACACAUGGCUCAUAUCUAGCUUGCUGAACAUAGGCCCUUAAUUGGAUUCCCUAUGUCAGUUUCAGCUACAAUCCUCCACUGCCUGUACAGGGAAUCUCCAAGAUAUAAACUUUAUUCCGGAAUCACAGCUAGCUGGCUGAACGUGUAGGCCCUUGAUUGGAUUACCUACGUCAGUUUCCGCUAAACUCGUGAACUGCCUAUAUACAGAAAAUCUCUUAAAAGUAAGUUUUGUUCCGGAAUCAUAUCUAGCUUGCUGAACAUAGGCCCUUAAUUGGAUUCCCUAUGUCGGUUUCAGCUACAAUCCUCCACUGCCUGUACAGGAAAUCUCCAAGACAUAGACUUUAUUCCGGAAUCACAGCUAGCUGGCUGAACGUGUAGGCCCUUGAUUGGAUUACCUACGUCAGUUUCCGCUAAACUCGUGAACUGCCUAUAUACAGAAAAUCUCUUAAAAGUAAGUUUUGUUCCGGAAUCAUAUCUAGCUUGCUGAACAUAGGCCCUUAAUUGGAUUCCCUAUGUCGGUUUCAGCUACAAUCCUCCACUGCCUGUACAGGAAAUCUCCAAGACAUAGACUUUAUUCCGGAAUCAUACCUAGCUGGCUGAACGUGUAGGCCCUUAAUUGGAUUCCCUAUGUCAGUUUCAGCUACAAUCCUCCACUGCCUGUACAGGAAAUCUCCAAGACAUAAACUUUAUUCCGGAAUCACAGCUAGCUGGCUGAACGUGUAGGCCCUUGAUUGGAUUCCCUACGUCGGUUUCAGCUAAAAUCGUGAACUGCCUAUCUACAGAAAAUCCCAAAACUAAGUUUUGUUCCGAAAUCAUGUCUAGGAACUGCCUGUAUAGAAAAUAUCUUAGAAGAAAACUUUAUUGUGAAUUUAUGCCAAAGUAAAGCUAAGCGUGAGCCCUAAAUUUGAUUCCCUACAUGAGCUCAAUAUGCACAUAUGCCCAGUGGGACAAUAGGGCUGAAAUUGUUGUUUGUUACUCACGAGAGCACAGUGAUCAAAUAACAACAUUUGGCGAACACCCACUUAAAAAAAAAGAGCUGAGAGCAAUGUUGCAAUGCAGAGAUGCGUUCCGACGUACGAGUACAUGGCAAUCAUUAAAUGCGACAGUUAAAUACUUUCUGUAUUACUUAAAUCAGUUAAAUCUAUGUUCAACAUUUAUGUUUGAUGCCUACAUUAUAAUAUUAAUUGUUUUUAUCUUUUCAAUAAACAUA
This is a messenger RNA of Photinus pyralis (common eastern firefly), 4208 nucleotides long. RefSeq lists its product as uncharacterized. The record is from RefSeq and is a predicted model, not a curated record. Lineage: Eukaryota; Metazoa; Arthropoda; Insecta; Coleoptera; Lampyridae. The transcript is spliced from 12 exons. Bases 99 to 2996 code for a protein of 965 amino acids.